Aspergillus glaucus CBS 516.65 is the source of this 1336-nucleotide messenger RNA. Its product is annotated as eukaryotic translation initiation factor 3 subunit J. The transcript has 3 exons. Gene Ontology annotation, molecular function: translation initiation factor activity. The coding region runs from base 71 to 922 and encodes 283 amino acids. Gene Ontology annotation, cellular component: eukaryotic translation initiation factor 3 complex; cytoplasm. The record is from RefSeq and is a predicted model, not a curated record. Lineage: Eukaryota; Fungi; Ascomycota; Eurotiomycetes; Eurotiales; Aspergillaceae.
GUUGAAUUCUUGAAUCUCGUCCAUUCUUUAGUACCGAGGAAUUUCUUUUAUUUUUUUUUUAUCGCUCAAGAUGCCGCCAUCGAAGUGGGACGACGAGGAGGAGAGCACCUCCCCCCCUCCCCCCGUGCUCCCCCGCCGCAGCAAGUUUGAUGACGAGGAGGAAGAAGAGGUCCUCGACUCCUGGGACGCGGCCGAAGACAGCGACGUCGAGCGCGAAAAAGAAGCCAAAGCCGCCGAAGCUAAAGCCAAAGCCGAAGCCGAAGCCGCCGCAAACAAGAAAUCCAAGAACCAACGGAUAGAAGAGCAUAAGGAGAUUCGGCGGAAACAGGCCGAGGAGGAAGAGGCCAACGCCGAGAGCGACGAGGACGAGUCCUCGCGCCGGGAGCGCUUGCGCCGUACGGAGAAGGACUCUGAUCUUGCGCACGCGGAGGAUCUGUUCGGUGGUGGUGGUGGAGGUGGGGGUGCGGUUGAUAUUGGGGACGUGGAUAUGCAGCGGAUGAAGAACCGGAGUGCGGCGCCCAAGCCGGUUAUGGUUUCGGAUUCGGCGGAUCCGACUAAUGCGAUUGAUCUUUCGGCGAUGCCGUUGUUCAAGCCUACGUCGAAGGAGCAGUUUGCUAAGGUUACUUCUACCAUUGGGCCUAUGUUGACGGCGCACUCGAAGAAGCCGCACUAUGCUCUGUGGGCACAGGAUUUCGCCAAGCAGCUGGUCAAGGAUCUGCCCUCUGGCGAGAUCAAGAAGAUCGCCAGUGCCUUGACGACUGCUAGUAACGAGAAGAUGCGCGAGGAGCGUGCGGCCGACAAGGGCACCAAGAAGUCGAAGGCCGCAAAGACGAAGGUGUCCUUGGCGGCCUCCAGGGAAGACAAGAUUGAUUCCAGCUACGAUAACUACGAUGACGGGUUGGGUGAUGAUGAUUUCAUGUGAUUCGAUUGUCAUCAUUUCUUCUAUGAUGCUAUGUCUAUUUCCUGUCUACUGGAAUGGAUAGUUUUUGCUCUCUUUGCUUGAUAUCCAUAGCCAGAUCCAUCCAUACAUACACGCAUAUACACAUAUGAUUCUUUUUCAAUACUAUGUCUACCGUAGACGAGGAUAAAGCAUUACUUUCAAUUCACGAGGGUCAGGGAGAGUAUGGAAUAUAACAGAUUAAAAUACGGGAAGAUGAAGCACAUUGGUACCCUGCUGAGCUGGGAAAGAGAGUGAACGAAAGAAAUAAACUCCAUUCAGCCCCCCUUUCCUCGCCCUCCAAAUAUCAAACUCCUUCGGCCGACCGAACAAAGUGGAAAAGAUAGUGUAUGUAUGCGCCAGUUUCGAAUUUGCCAUGCAGCUACCAGCAAGUCCUUC